AUGGAUUCGGAAGAGGUUCACUACCCCACCCGUCCUGUGGACAAGGACAAGGCAGAACAGGAACUAGUCAUCAAUAUCAAGAAGGCCACUAGUUCUGACGAGUCAGCUCCGAAGCAGAAACACGUCCGAAAAUGCAUCGUUUACACUUGGGAUUAUCACAGCUCUAUCUCGUUCUGGAGUGGACUCCGCGUACAGCCUAUAUUAUCUGACGAGGUGCAGACUUUCAAGGCACUCAUAACUGUCCAUAAAGUUCUCCAAGAAGGACAUCCAGUCACCAUCAAAGAAGCACACGGUCAAACAGGUUGGCUCGAGACCUGUGCACGUUCCGUCAGUACCGAUGGCCAGCGAGGCUAUGGGUCCUUAAUAAGGACCUACGUACAAUACAUUCUAGCCAAACUUCGAUUCCACAGAAUCCGGCCAGAGUUCAAUGGGUUGUUUGAAUACGAGGAGUAUAUCUCUUUGAAAGGAAUCCACGAUCCAAACGAAGGAUAUGAGACCAUCACUGAUCUCAUGGGUUUGCAGGAUCAGAUCGAGUCCUUCGAGCGGAUGGUCUUCUCGCACUUCAGGCAUUCCGCUAAUAAUGAAUGUCGCAUAUCAUCUCUGGUGCCAUUGGUCAAGGAGAGUUGGGGGAUAUACAGGUUUAUCACUAGUAUGCUGCGCGCUUUGUACAGGCGAACAAAUGAUCACGAAGCCCUUGAACCACUCCACCAACGGUUUAACGCACAGCACUACAAUUUGCGCAAGUUUUACUACGAGUGCUCUAACCUCAAGUUCUUGACUAGUCUUAUCAACGUACCGAAGCUUGGUCAAGAACCACCUAAUCUGUUCGACAGUGGCAAUCCCCCAGAUCUACCAGCUAGGCCGAAGACUGCUGCAUCCCCGACUGUACCCCCAGCAGCACCCUCCCCUGAUGCUGCCGCCGUCAGUGAACAGGCUCGAUUGCUAAAGGAAUACGAAGAUCAACAAGCUGCCCUGCGAGCUCAACGCGAAGCCGAGGAACGACAGAGGCAGGAGCUUGAAGCACAACAACAACGCGAGUUUGAGCAGCGGCAACACGAGCAACAGGAGAGAGAACGCCUAGCGCAGGAACAACUUCUGCAACAGCAGAUGAUGCAAAUGAAUAACCAAGCUGCUCAACAAGUGGCCGACUACCAGCGAGAGUUAUUAGCCAUGAGGGGACAGUAUGAGAGGGAUCAACUACUCUUGGAGCAAUAUGAUCGUCGUGUAAAAGCACUUGAAAAUGAGCUUGGCGGCGUCACAGCCAAUAUCAAUGCGCAGAUGGCUUCGAAGGAUGACCUCAUCAAACAGCUGCAAGACCAAGUAACUCUAUGGCGGAAUAAGUACGAAGCCUUGGCGAAGUUAUACAGCCAGCUGAGGACGGAACAUCUGGACAUGCUCACGAAAUUCAAACAAAUGCAGCUGAAGGCCAAUUCUGCACAGGAGGCUGUUGAUCGCAUGGAGCGCAUGGAGCGGGAUUUGAAGGCGAAGAAUUUAGAGCUUGCUGACAUGAUCCGUGAACGUGACAAGGCUCGCUUCGAUAUUGAUCGCCAGAAAGCCUCCCAUAAAGACGAGUUGGAUCGCUUGCGGCGCGAGAUUAAUUUUGCCAAUGAGCGCGCGGAUGACACAAUGCGUUCGAAGAGCUCAGAAGUAUCAAGCGUGUUGACCAAGUACAAUCGCCAAAUCAACGAAUUGGAGGACUCAUUGAGGGCUAAACAAAUGCAAAUGGACGACUUACUGGAGAAAGUGAACAAUGCCCAACUUGAUAUGGAACGCCUGCGUGAAGAGAAGGAUCAGGAGAUCAUGAUCCUCCAAGAGGGCAUGGACAGCACCAUCCAACAGCUGUCGGAGGCACAACAGAACCAAGGCAUUAGCGAGGAGGCUACCAAUGCUCAAAUUGACACGCUUAUCCUUGAUAAUCGCAAGAAGUUAAACCAGAUCAUUGAUUCAAUUUUGCAAGCAUGCGUGCAGAAAGUGGAUGAUGCAAGUUACGAACUCGAAUCUCCAACGCAGGCCGGAAACAUCAACUCAACACCGGAGUAUACCUUGUCCAUGAUAGAAAAGGCGAUCGGUACCGCCACAGACUUUGCCACUGUCUUCAAUCUCCACCUCUCUGGGGACGUUGGCGGGGAUUACGUUGACGUUAUUAAGGGUGCCAAUGACUUCGCUCAAGUCUUGUCCGACGUCCUUGUGAAUACCAAAGGAAUCACCCGCCUUGCCAAUGAUGACGAUGCGUCUGACAAAAUCAUUGCCGUUGCCAAAACUGCCGGAGACGUUGGCCUCAGGUUCUUCCUCAACUUACAAUCCUACAAACUCGAUCUCCUCAAACCUGCUCAACGGAAAGAAGUGUCAAUGCGCAACAACAGCGAGACUAGGAACGCUCUUACGCGUCUCUCUGAGGUUGUUGAUGUCAUGGUGCCUAAAGGAGCCAAGGCACUUGGAAAGGCUAAUGGUGAUAUUGGAGAUAUCGUGGAACAGGAAAUGUUGAAUGCGGCCCAAGCUAUCGAGUCUGCCACCCAACGACUACAGGAGCUUAUGUCCCGCCCACGUGACUCUUCGCGGUUCAGUGCGGUCGAUCUCCAGGUACACGACUCUAUCUUGUCGGCAGCAAUGGCUAUUACGAAUGCCAUUGCCCGACUGAUCCAGGCUGCAACGGAGUCUCAGCAGGAGAUUGUCGCACAAGGGAAAGGAUCGAGUUCGGUCCAACAGUUCUACAAGCGGAACAACAGAUGGACAGAAGGUCUCAUUUCGGCUGCUAAAUCCGUCGCUUUUGCCACCAAUUUACUCAUCGAGAGCGCUGACGGUGUGCUCUCUGGUACGCACUCGCUCGAGCAGCUCAUCGUUGCCUCAAACGAAGUCGCUGCAGCGACUGCCCAACUAGUAGCUGCAUCCCGAGUCAAAGCAAACCUCAUGUCGAAGACGCAGGAACGACUAGAGCUCGCAGCUAAGGCUGUCACAGAAGCGUGCAAGGCGCUUGUGAGGCAAGUCAAGGCUAUCUCCGCGAAACAAGCGGCCGAGGAAGACGUCGAUUACAAGAAUAUGGCCGUGCUCGAGUUCAAGAGACGGGAAAUGGAGCAGCAAGUUGAGAUCUUGAGACUCGAAAAAGACCUUGGUGCUGCUAGACAUCGCUUGGGCGCUAUGAGACGCGCUGGGUACCACACUGAUGAGACAGACUGA
This is a messenger RNA of Pisolithus orientalis, 3174 nucleotides long. Its product is annotated as ANTH domain-containing protein. Gene Ontology annotation, biological process: actin filament organization; endocytosis; clathrin coat assembly. Gene Ontology annotation, molecular function: actin filament binding; phosphatidylinositol-3,5-bisphosphate binding; clathrin-cargo adaptor activity. NCBI's taxonomy places the organism in Eukaryota, Fungi, Basidiomycota, Agaricomycetes, Boletales, Pisolithaceae. Gene Ontology annotation, cellular component: actin cortical patch; clathrin-coated vesicle. Bases 1 to 3174 code for a protein of 1057 amino acids. The transcript has 11 exons. The record is from RefSeq and is a predicted model, not a curated record.